UGGUAUGGGUCCCCCAGCACCAGCACCACCAGAAUCCCACCAUCCCCCUCCUCCGAUCCGCCGCCGCCGGCGCGAUGGACCGCGACGGCCGCCCGGGCUGGCUGCCGUCGCUGGGCUUCGCCUUCCUCAGCUUCAACUGCGGGAUGGCCGUCUACCGCUCCUGGCCCGACACCUCAUCCGUCGCCUUCGUCGCCGUCGCCUACGUCGCCCUCCUCCUCCUCUUCCGCUGCCUCCACCUGCUCGAGCGCGCACCCCCAGGCCGCCAAGGGAUCAAGCUCGCCGUCUGGGGCCUCUCCACGCUCCUCACGCUCAUGUUCUCAUCCAAGGUCGCCGCCAUCAUGCCGCCCUGGGCGCAGCUGCUCGUCUGGGCCAUGGGGAUCCUCACCAUCGUCGCCGGGUUCUACGCCUUCUUCCUCGUACGACCAUGACCCACCGUCCUUCACAUGGAUAUCCCUAUACUUUAUGAGGUUGAGCUUCCAGUUAGCUAGGUUGCCUCCUAUGCGGCUAUGCCUUUGCAGCAUCUGAGAACGAAGAGCCCUGAAAGAUGGAUACUAGUAGGUUACAUUACAUACAUGAUGGAGCGCACUGGCAGCAGUAUCUUUGAAUAAAUGAAACUCUGAUGUUUGACAGUUUGUUGUUAUAUCAUCAUUACCCCGGAAAGCUGUAUGUGAUAUGGAGGGGCUCCUGUAUUUGUGUGGAAAGGUUUGCCUCUUUUGAGCACCUCAGACAAUGGGUUCUUAUGGCAGCAGAGCCGCUUAACCUAGUUAACCCGAGAGAUAUGAUGUGCAUGCUUGUGUCUGCUUCAACUAACCAAGUGCUGCUACCUAUAUGUGUAUGUACAAUGUCUGCAAUAGCCACCUCGCAGCAAGAAUGGAUUGAAAGCUGCUGAAUGCAUGCAUGUCAAAGGCGGAAGGCACCUUAAUUUGGUCAGUUUGUGUGGGCUGUGUUUCUGAUCUUGUCUGCAGUACUGCUUGUAGCCAGUCGUUUUUUUCUUGAAGAAGAGUUAUAUUGAUGCGUGUAUUUGAUGAACGGUGAAUGCGACAGAUGUCACAGAAAAACUGAUGCUGCUGCUUCUAUGGUAGCUGCCAAUUUGUGCUGUAUGUCUAUCGGCUGGGAUAUGUGUGAUUUUUUUUUUCUGUCAGGAUAGGAACCUGGUCACUCACUGCUUGCAGCUUAGAUUUUCGCUCCUGGUAGGAGAAUAUGCCGCAGUUGUGGCGCUACUUCCGUGGCACAAAUAUCUCCAUGAAUUUGUGGUGGCCAGCGACAUAGGAUGGUGUUAGAGAAAAAGAAGAUUUCUAAUGGGUGUCAUGACAUGGUUGUACGGGCUGAAAUGCUGAAUGCUUCAUCUCUGGUUAACUCCAUCUCACCAAGAGUUUUUUUUUUGGAGAUCCAUUCAUUCAUUCAUUUUAUCUAGAGUUGAGAAAGAGACAGGCGUUGCUGCCAGAAGAAACCAGCAGCGCCCAUCGUUGUAUCCGCCGACCGCCUCGAGGUGAAAUGGGCUCCGGUUCACUGCCUACGCGGCCUUCUCCGUCGGCGUUCUCGCCGCCGUUGCCCAUCCCCGGCCGCGCGCGCCCUCCUCGCCUCCGCAGCCUCGCCACAGGCACCAAUGCUCGACGAACUUUUUCCAUCAAAGCAAGUCAUAGUGGUCUGAGCGAAGUAUCUGUACAGAGCCUUCCUGAUAAUGAAGUUACUGGUGCUGCUUACAGCUUCACAGGAGCAACGACAUCACUUACCAACAAGAUUCUAACCUCGUCCAAGAAGAUUACUCUUGUUAGACAUGGCUUGAGCUCAUGGAAUGCAGAAAGCCGUGUCCAGGGAAGCUCAAAUCUGUCGGUGUUAACAGAAACCGGUGCCAAGCAGGUAGAGAAGUGUCGUGAUGCUCUUGCAAACAUGAAGUUUGACGUUUGCUUCUCUAGUCCUAUCUCACGAGCAAAGUCAACUGCCGAAAUUAUUUGGCAAGGGAAGGAAGAACCCCUUGUUUUUCUCGAUUCACUGAAGGAGGCACACCUCUUCUUUUUAGAGGGCAUGACCAAUGCGGAUGCUAAGAAGCAAUACCCGGAGUUGUACACCAAAUGGAGGGAGGACCCUGCAAACUUUCGUGUUAAUGGCAUAUACCCGAUUAGGGAGUUGUGGGGAACAGCAAGACAAGCCUGGGAGCAGAUCUUGCUCACUCCGGGUGAAAACUUCUUGGUGGUCACGCACAAAUCUAUUUUGCGUGCACUCAUCUGCACAGCACUAGGUCUCCCUCCUGAGAGGUUCCGUGCCAUUGAUGUAAACAAUGGUGGCAUGUGUGUCUUCACGGUCAACAAACAAGGAGAAGCUAUGCUUCAAGCCCUCAAUAUGACAGCACACAUGUACAGUAAUCACACCUAUCAGUACUAGUUAGUUCUCCCCUCACUCUGCAUUGUAUUAUAUUUCCUACCCUUAUAUUACACUUCCUGUAGACAAGUCAUUCUUGAAAUGAUUUUGGUAAACGUGACCAUAGUGUACAUAACGAUAGGUUACACAAAUUGCCCCUGCCAGAUGUGAGUGGCUGCCCAUGUGAAUACAAACUGAAUCAAUGUGCUUGCUCAAAUACUCCCUGAACUGACGAGGUAUUUCUGAUA
Messenger RNA from Panicum virgatum (switchgrass), 2606 nucleotides. Its product is annotated as probable 2-carboxy-D-arabinitol-1-phosphatase. The transcript is spliced from 8 exons. The record is from RefSeq and is a predicted model, not a curated record. Bases 1495 to 2382 code for a protein of 295 amino acids. NCBI's taxonomy places the organism in Eukaryota, Viridiplantae, Streptophyta, Magnoliopsida, Poales, Poaceae. Gene Ontology annotation, molecular function: phosphatase activity.